GUUCAGCAAGCCAGAAAAGCGAGCCUUUCCCCCGUAUCUCUUCCUGCUCUCAGUCUGAUGGAAGUAGACGAGGUGGUGUGUUUACCGAGGUUGUCCCGGGUCGCUGUGUGCGGUGGUACCCAUGGCAACGAGUUGUCUGGGGUGUACUUGGUGAGAGAGCUGCUGAAGGCGGAGAAGAAAGUGAGGAAAAAAGAGGAGGAGGAAGAGGAGCCUCUGUCGGUGCAGAUGGUGCUGUCGAACCCACGGGCCAUGCAGCAAUGCCGCAGAUACAUCGACACCGACCUGAACCGCUGCUUCACCCACGCCACCCUCAAUGGUUCCACGUCAGACUCGGACCCCUACGAGAUGAUCAGGUCCCGAGAACUGAAUGCGAUGCUGGGUCCCAAAGGCAGUCCUAAGGCGGUGGAUCUUGUUUGUGACCUCCAUAACACCACUGCCAACAUGGGCCUGUGCCUCAUUGCGUACUCUGACUGCGACUGGAUCUGCCUGCACAUAUUCAGACACCUUCAGAGGCAGAUGCCAGAUAUACCAUUGAGGUACAUCCAUUUCGAUGUCUCCAGUAAAGAAUCAUAUUCCCUUGAUUCAGUGGGAAAACAUGGCUUUGCCAUGGAGAUCGGCCCUCAGCCCCACGGUGUGGUGCGGUCAAACAUCUAUACGGCGAUGAAAGUUGGUGUUCAGCAUGUGCUCGAUUGGGUCCGUUUCUUCAACUCAGGUACUAUUUUUGAAGGAGGAUUUGUGGAUGUGUUCACCAUGGUUAAACACAUUGACUACCCAAGAGACAGCGAGACUCACAACAUCACAGCAGCCAUUCAUCCUCAACUCCAGGACCGAGACUUCUGCCUGCUCCACCCUGAGGAUGCACUGUUCCAGACUUUCUCAGGUGAAACACUGAGGUAUAAAGGCAAUGAACCACUUUAUCCUUUCUUUGUCAAUGAAUGUGCGUAUUACGAGAAGGGCAUCGCUCUCUCCCUGGCGAGAAAGAGGCAUGUGAUGAUUCCUGCAAUCCGGGUGCAGACAGAGCAGGAGCAACAAGCUAACGAACAGGGAUUUGCAUCAGAAGAAGAGGAGUGA
Molecule: messenger RNA, 1071 nt
Organism: Seriola dumerili (greater amberjack)
Lineage: Eukaryota; Metazoa; Chordata; Actinopteri; Carangiformes; Carangidae
Product: N-acyl-aromatic-L-amino acid amidohydrolase (carboxylate-forming) B-like
Exons: 7
Coding region: 58-1071 (337 amino acids)
Molecular function (GO): aminoacylase activity; hydrolase activity, acting on ester bonds
Source: RefSeq, a predicted model, not a curated record